Messenger RNA from Folsomia candida, 1649 nucleotides. RefSeq lists its product as uncharacterized. Bases 619 to 1440 code for a protein of 273 amino acids. Lineage: Eukaryota; Metazoa; Arthropoda; Collembola; Entomobryomorpha; Isotomidae. The transcript is spliced from 4 exons. The record is from RefSeq and is a predicted model, not a curated record.
UUUCGUCAUAUUUUUCGUCUCCGUGUUAAAUAAAUGUUUCCAUGUUUGAAUUUAAUACGCUGAUUAUUCAUCACAAACUAGGUUCCCACUUAUCUAUUCAUUAAAAAAGGUAAGACCUUUCGACUCGGAGAGUAAAUUCCGAAAUACUUGAGAUUCCUCAAAUCAAAUAAAGGGGAAAAUGCAGCAAGGUUCCGCACAAGACGUGAAACGAAUUGAACGAACCGGAAGCUACCCAAAAGUCGGAGAAGGAAGCAAAUCGAGCCAACUUUCAAACCUUUAUAAAUUUGCGGCAAGAUUUUCGAACUGUUUUCGCUUCCCGUGUUCUCCAACCGGUCGAUGUCGCCCCCCGAAUUGACGCCAUGGUCACGGCAGCGACAAGGGCAAUCUUUGACGACAAAAAGGGACGGUAUAUGGGCUCGAUUAUAGGCGAACUUGUCCGAGGGGGUAAAGAAAAGCCGUUCAGUACGGCGGAGGCGCUGGCUUUCAUCUGGGUCUAUGUCGGCACGGCGGAGGCAGAGGCGAUGAAAAAUGGACCGAUUGAUCCCCCCACGUGCUCGACCACAAAUUAGGGCACUUAUUUAAACGAGCCGUCUCCCACGAUAAGGAAAAGAACAUGACAUGGUCGCCCAUUUGUGGAGGAAAGUGCGACAAUGUCAUCUCCCGUCGGCAGAGUUCCAUUUACACCAGAGAAUUUUGAGGAGAGCUUAUAGUCCGGUGGAUUUGGACAAGGUGCCGGCUCUGGAGGCAGGAAUGGGACAGCUUUUUGAAGAGAUGUCACUUUAUGACGACAACGUGGAGGAAGACACGUCUUUCUUGAGGAAGAAAUUGCGACACCAAAAAAUUAGCCAGCAAUUGGACAAAGAGCUUACUCCAAAGGCGAUUAUGCAACCAUCCUCAUCAUCAAAUCUUUGCUGUUGUGUCGAUUCUCAAGAAAACGUUGCCCCCGGAAAAGAAUCUACUCCAAAGAGUGAUGCGGACAAAUCAAUCCAGCCGGGAAACAUUGAAACGGCGUCGACAUCGAAAUCACCUCCUUCAGAUGGUGUCCAGCAACCAUCGAACAAUCUUGCUGCCAAUGCCCCCAAGAAUAAAUCGGAUUAUUAUUUUCGUCUCUUCCUCACAAAUCCGGGUGAGUACAUCCGACAAAAUCCGACCUUGUUUCCACCCAGUGAUGCCGCUUGGUCAGCCAGAAAAUUACUUCCGGAUCAAGCGACGAAAUCAAAUCCUGUGGAUGAUGAUGACCCGAUUUCGGAAGUCGCUCAAACUCCGGCCGACUGUACGGAAACUCUGCUGAGUGUGGAUUUUACGCCGGACGAGUACAUCGCCCAGCUCAAGGCAUCCAAUUAUUAUGCUCAUGGCGUUAGAAUUGUCGAUGGGGAGAGACGACUCGUCGUCUAUCAUAAGAUGGUUAAUCCCUCGGGCAUUAAGAAAGAACCGAUUUAAAUUAAUGAUGCUGCAAUGAUUGUCACUGAUGUGAUGUGAUGGUCAAUUUUUAUUUUUCACUUAAUAAGUAAGUAAUUAUGAUACAUGAUUUAAUAAUAAACAUUAAGCAAACGUGUGUAAAGAAAUAUUUAAAUGCGUUUGUUAUUAAUAAGGUAAUCGAAGGGAUGAGAGAGAAAGUGAAGGGUCGUGAAGUUGAGCAUUAAGAGCAA